GGCUCCGGAAUCGCUGGCGGCGGGGACGCGCGACCCGCGGCAGGACAUGGCUUUCUUGGUCGGAUGCCUGUGGGGCUCCGCCUGUAGGUCGGCGGCGCUGCUGGGUGGCAGGUGGCUCCAGCCCCGGGCCCGGCUGGGGCUCCCGGACACCUGGGGCCUCCCCGCCACGCAGCAGGCCCGUGGCAAGGCGCGCGGGAACGAGUAUCAGCCCAGCAACAUCAAGCGAAAGCGCAAGCACGGCUGGCUCCGGCGCCUGGGCACGCCGGCCGGCGUCCAGGUCGUCCUUCGUCGCAUGCUCAAGGGUCGCAAGUCGCUGAGCCACUGAGGAGCGCGAUGCUGCCGGCGGGAACCCCGUGAAAGCAUUUCCCUCACCUCGGACCUCGCUGGGAUCUGUUUUUGUGGGGAGCUGCUCACACACCCUCUUUGGCUCCCUAUUGCCCCAGGGAAAAUAUCCAGCUGUGCAGCAGGCGUGCAAAAACCCUGUGCACACAAGCAACCUGAAUUUCAGCCACACCCUACUCUGUGCCUGGUGUUCCCUGCCCACCCUCGGACAUGGGCCCUCCCCAAAUUGUGGGGUUGGCCCAGGGGAGGUUUGGAUGGGACUCGAAGGGGGAGUAGAAGUCAGACCUUACCAAGACCCUUUUUACGCUUUCGCAUUAGGAAGAAUUUCGGACAUACCAACAGUCCACAGAUUAAAUAGCACAGCCAGCCCCCGUGUACCCAGAACCAGCUCUGCCCACCGACUACCCAUAACCCGUCCCGUCCCCUUCUGUGUUAUUAUGAAGCAGAUCUCAAACAUCGGGUUAUUCCUUCUGUAAAUACUUCAGGAUGUACCUCUCCAAAAUUAGAGCUCUUUAGAACAUAAUCACAAAAUUGUAUCACACUGAAAAGAAUUAUCCAUAAUACUAAAAUAUCAUUAAAUGUCUAAUAUAUGUUCAAAUUU
Molecule: messenger RNA, 943 nt
Organism: Cynocephalus volans (Philippine flying lemur)
Lineage: Eukaryota; Metazoa; Chordata; Mammalia; Dermoptera; Cynocephalidae
Gene: MRPL34
Product: mitochondrial ribosomal protein L34
Exons: 2
Coding region: 47-325 (92 amino acids)
Biological process (GO): translation
Cellular component (GO): mitochondrial large ribosomal subunit; ribosome
Molecular function (GO): structural constituent of ribosome
Source: RefSeq, a predicted model, not a curated record